Molecule: messenger RNA, 876 nt
Organism: Capronia epimyces CBS 606.96
Lineage: Eukaryota; Fungi; Ascomycota; Eurotiomycetes; Chaetothyriales; Herpotrichiellaceae
Exons: 4
Coding region: 1-876 (291 amino acids)
Biological process (GO): carbohydrate transport; transmembrane transport
Cellular component (GO): membrane
Molecular function (GO): carbohydrate:proton symporter activity
Source: RefSeq, a predicted model, not a curated record
AUGUUCUGGGAGAAGGAAUACCUCCAGAUUUCCGCCCAACUGGCCGAAGAGGCGAGGGAGCGAGCCAGUCAGUCUCAACUCCAGAUCUUGACGGACAAGAAACAACUGCGCCGCAUUCUGGUCGCUGUCGCGGCUUUGACCUGCCUCCAGACGAAUGGCGCCCAAACCAUCCAGGUGUAUCAGUCUGUGCUGUAUGCGAACUUAGGCUUCUCCCAUCAACAGACGCUGCUGAUGGCCGGCGUGUUCCAAAUCAUCCUGACGGUGGGAUGUCUGCUGGGCUUGUUGUUGGUCGAUCGAGUGGGCCGCCGAUGGCUCUUCCUCAGCAGUUUCGUCGUGCUGUCCGUCUGUGUCGCCAUCUUUGCCGCCUGUACCGCCAAAUACGAGGACACGGGUCUAACUAGUUUCGGCAAAGGCGGCGUCGCCAUGAUCAUGAUCUUCAUCUUCUUCUUCGGAUGCAUCUCGGGCACACCAUAUGCAUACGCGGCGGAAAUCCUGCCCACCAAGAUCCGCGCGCCGGGCUUCGCCAUGGGCUUGUUCUGCUCCAACGCCAUCACCAUCAUCUUCACCCAGACCGCGCCCAUGGCUCUGGACAAGAUCAGCUGGAAAUUCAAUUUCGUCUUUAUCGGCUGCAAUGCCGUCUUCUUUCCAAUUGUGUUUUUCUUCUUUCCUGAGACCAAAGGCUUGACCUUGGAAGAAGUCGACCGCGCCUUCGGAGUCAAGGUACAGAUCCAGCUUGCCGACAUUGGCGCCGACGCCGCCACGAAGGUGGAUGAGGCCGGGGCCGAGGGUGUGGACCAGGCGGAGACAAUCGAGUAUAUAAAGUCAGAGGCAGAGCCGGGGCUAGGCUCCAAGUCCAAGUCGUCCGAGGUGGUUUGA